Messenger RNA from Cornus florida, 3519 nucleotides. RefSeq lists its product as uncharacterized. The transcript has 2 exons. NCBI's taxonomy places the organism in Eukaryota, Viridiplantae, Streptophyta, Magnoliopsida, Cornales, Cornaceae. The record is from RefSeq and is a predicted model, not a curated record. The coding region runs from base 2830 to 3390 and encodes 186 amino acids.
CUCUCUCUCUCGCUAAAUGCAGAAACCCGAAUCUCAGUCUCAGCCUCCGCCUUUCCACUCCUUCUCCCACCACCAUCAACGCCAUCAUCCACACCGACGACCACAUCGGAAGGAGACAGCUCGAGGAAGAAGAGAAAGCAAGCGUGUAACAGCGAUUUCUACGGCGUAAAUGAUUCGGUCUCUUCCAAUUUCGCGUCGGUCGCGCCGGUGACGCAGCAAGGUCUCGUGCCGGUGUGGGCCGUUGGCAGUGGCGGGAGGGUUCUUCUGCCGAACGCCAUCCCUGACAAAGAAUUUUUCAUGAUUCCUCCUGCCGUUGCUGCCAUUGCUGGACCUUCGAAUCAGCCACAGUUAUGGGCAAUUUCAGCCACAACGACCUCUCUCAGGCUUCAUUUGGAUACACGGAGAAAAGAAAGGAAAUGAUUAUAAAAAAAAAAAAAAAUAAAAAAAAAAAAAUGAAAUGAUAAUUAUAAUUUAUAUUUAUAUUAGAAUACAUAUGAAAGAAAAAAAAUGAAUUGAUAAUAUUGUUGUUUAAGUAACACAAAGGAGAGAAAAGAAAAAAAAAGAUAAUAAUGAAUUACCAUCUUACCCUUUUUGAUAAGGUUAGUAGGACAAAAUCAUUUCAGCCUCUCAUCGCCUCUAUCUCUGAUCCUCUCUCUCUCCAACUGCAUAUCGGCAUAUCAUUUUAAUUUGUUCCAAAAAUCAAAACCCAUAUAUUUCAAGCUUGCCCCCCUCUCUCUGCAACUGCUAACUUAUAUGUAUGGGUUUCAUCUGAUUUCAAGGUUUUUCUUGUAAUUUUUUUUUUUUUCUAUUGAAUGUUGAUAGAUACAUCUAAAAUUUCCGCUGAAGCUGACUUGAGCUCAUCGAUGAGAUCAUUCAUAGACACACACAUCAAAAUAACGAUAUAUAUAUAUAUAUAUAUGUUUGUGUUUGUAUAGAUGUAUAUACACUCUGCAACUGCUAACUUGUAUGUAUGGGUUUUAAUUUAAAUUUUUUUCUAAAAUCAACUAAUCAAGGUUUGUAAUUCUUGUUUUGCAACUUUCUCUCUCUUUGCAACUGCGCAACUCUCUCUUUCUCUCUCUCUCUCUCUGCAACUGCAUAUAUAUAUAUAUAUAUAUUAGCCUGCCCAAUAGCCUCCAUCUCCUUCUGAGUCUCCCUCUCUCCCUCUGCAACUGUAUAUCAAAACCUAUAUCCGCAUAUCAUUUCAGAUUGUUAAAAAAAUCAAAACCCAUAUCAAUCAAUUUCUAUUACCUGUUGUUCUAGUUUGGUCGCUGUCUCUCAACUCCCUUGCCCCUUCUGUAAUUUGCUCUAUUUUUUUUCAAAUCUUAUCAAUUUUGGAGGGAUUCCAAAUGAGGGAUUGUUAUCCCUCCAAAUCUCUCCAAAUCAUUUCUUUUUUUUCCUAUUCCUUCCAUUCAAACACACUCAUCUCUAUCCUUCCCUGUUUUUUUUUUCUCCAAAUCCCUCUAAAUUUCUCAAUCCAAAAGAAGCCUUAAUGUAUCCGCCUUUCCACUCCUUCUCCCACCACCAAGGCAAGUCAAUGUGUACUACAACGAGGCCAGUUGUGAGAGGCUCUUCCCACGCGCCGUCCUCAAGGACCUUGAACCGGGCAUAUAAAGACAGAGACCAUGGUUUGCUUUCACGGGUCUGUAAAUUUUUUUAUUUUUUUAUGUAGUUUGUUGUUUUGCUUUCACGGGCCUGUAAAUUUUUUAAUUUUAUGAUUUUCUUUUAAUGCCUAUUGUCAAUUUUCCAGUCUUAUUCAGACCAUAAAAAGGAAAGCAGAUUUUGUGGUGGGGUGGGUAUUUGCGAUUUCUUAGUUGGUUUUUGUUUUAUUGGUCUCUCUCUUGACAGUGAUUGUAGUUUGGGAGGUACGCAUCAGAUGAGUUGUUCAAAUUUUGUGUUUCAAGUAAAAACCAAUUGAUUUUAGGGUUCAAAAAGGGUUUCAAAUUUUAUAUCGUACCUUAACUUUUCUAGCGGAUGGUCUCGCCGUAGGACCUGUGGCCGAUCUCUCUGGCAGAGUGUGCCGAUGCGACGUCGUUGAGGAUGAUGGCGUUGAUGGUGGUGGGAGGGCAGAGGCUGAGAAUGAGAAUGGAGUCUUUUACAUUUAGAGAGAAAGAGAAGAGCGGGUUUAAACCGCAAAAAUGGGCAUGACCCAUCUUCAUAUUUGUUUUAGUAUUGGAUACGUGGCACAAUAAUAUGUUGCCACGUAUGCAGGGAGGAUGAAGUUCAUCCUCCCCCCGCAAUUUUGGAAGUAUUGUUCUGAGUCUUCUGACAUCUAUAGCUAUCUGAUGUGUGCGAGUGUGACUUCCAAGAUAAAUAAUGAUGAGAAGACUAGUAUGCCACCAAUUUAUAUAUAAAUCACAAAUUUAUCACUUCUAUUCUUUCUUUCUAUCAUGCCACCGAUUUAUAUACAAUGGUAAAAUGCAAGAAACUCUCUUUGUAUAAAAAUUAUGCACAAAAUACUCCUCAUGUUACAUGUUAAGUAUGAGUAUAUUUAUAUAAACAACCCUUCAAUAUUUGAAAAUUUUGUUGUGCAAAUUGUUUUCGAAAUAUUUCUUGACAAUCAAAUUUUGACAUAUUUUUGUUAUUAUUAUCAUAAAAUUUCAAAAUAUCAUUUUUGAUUUUCGAGAGGGAGAGUUUUUUUUUUUUUUUUUUUUUUUCGUCUUCGUCUUAAAUGCAUUUUAAGCAUUUUACUCUUUAAAUGUCCUUAGUUGCUCACUUUAAAAAAUUGCAGAUAUUUAUUCAUUUAUUAACAUCUAGCAUGUUGGAUGAGUAUCGAGCUAUAUAUACAUAUAGCGAGUUUAGAAAAUGUGAGUGGUGAAUUAGGAAGUCCUGAUGGAUGGGAAAAAAUACCUUCUGAAAUCUAGCGACGACUAUGCCUAUGACCUUAUUCAUGAACCCGGCAGUCCCGUAAGUAAGAAACGAAAAACUAGUGACGCCGGCGUCAUCCUUACUAACACUCCACCCCAAGGAGUGGAGGCAGGUCUUCAAAACCCUAGAUCUCGACUCGCUACUACUCCAAACGAGAAGGCUCUCAAACCUUUUCCAAACAAUGGCAAAGCUCCAGAUCAGAGAAAUAAUCAGGAAGGGCAAAGAUUCUCCAAGUGGCCUACAAUGAGGAGAAUUUUGAAUGAUUUUAAGAAGACUAUGGAACCCAGUCUUCGGACACUUCUAGAAGAACUCUCGAAAAAUGAUCUUGAUAUGGAACAUUGCCUUGAGAUAGCUGAUUCAGCAAAUGUCCUGUCCCUCUUCAGGUUUUCAAAUCCUCAGUUUGAAGAUUUUUUUAACAAGGCUGGCAAUGGAGAAAAGAAGUUGCGUGAAGGAUUGAUGCAGGUGAAAGAAGGUCACGAGCUCUUAAGAUCUGCCGUAAAGGGCAUGUUAAAGAGCUCCCUCUGAGUCUGAGUGAUCAAUUCUAGAUCAAGGCCUAUGUUAUGUUUCUUUUUCAUUUUGGUCUAUUUUCAAUUAAUGUUGUUGUACGUGCUGUGCUUGAUCUUUAAUUUGAAGUGUGUAUCCAAUUUGAGUUCA